Chaetomium strumarium is the source of this 1203-nucleotide messenger RNA. RefSeq lists its product as uncharacterized. Lineage: Eukaryota; Fungi; Ascomycota; Sordariomycetes; Sordariales; Chaetomiaceae. The transcript has 6 exons. The record is from RefSeq and is a predicted model, not a curated record. The coding region runs from base 1 to 1203 and encodes 400 amino acids.
AUGGCGAGCCUCCCAACCGUCAACGGCGUGCCGGUGGUCAUGCCGCCACCCCCGGGCUACGUCGUCGACUUCGAGAAUCCCCAGCGCAACAGCGUGACCGAGGCAUAUUGGAUGUGCGCCAUUGGCAACUUUCUCUGCCUGCUUUUCAUGUUGCAGCGUGUCUAUGUCAGGGCCGUCGUGCAGCGAACCUUCCAAUGGGAAGACGUCAGCCUUGGAGUUGCAUACGUAUUCUCGGUGGUGCUACAGGCGUUGAUCAUCCGUGGUUUCGCGCGAGGCAUUUUGGGCACCCACUCGUGGGAGAUGCCUAUCGACAAGUUCGUCCUAUUCCUCGAGGUCCUGUAUCAGCUUCCCAUCCUAUACAACCCGGUACAAUGCGGCGCCAAACUCGCGCUUCUCCUUCUCUACCGCCGCCUGGCGCCCCAGAUGUGGUAUAAAAUAACCGUCUGGUUUGUUGGCUUUGUGGUUGUUGGGUCAUCGGUGGCCAUUCUGUUUGCUACCAUCUUCCCGUGCAGUCCGCUGCGGUCGGCCUGGGAUCUUACCAUCACCAACGGUACCUGCAUCGACCGUCCGGCCUUGUACCAGGCAACAGCCAUCUUGGGCGCCAUCACCGACCUCAUGGUUCUUGCCGUCCCUAUCCCCAUCAUUGUCACUCUGCAAAUCUCCCGGAAGCAGAAGAUAGUUCUUGUCGCGGCGUUCAGCAUCGGCGGAGUAACUGCAUUCACGUCAAUCAUGCGACUUGUGGCGCUGAUCAACCAGAUGGGUGACAUCGACCAGUCGUGGGGGGGAGGACCGGUGCUUCUGUGGAUCUUCGCGGAGACCAACCUCUCGAUCAUCUGCGGCACGUUGCCAACGGUCAGACCUCUUCUCAGCCACAUCGCGCCUCGUUUCAUGGGCUCCAGCUCCAACAACGGGCAAUACGUGGCGAAGAGCGGCAUGUCCAACCCCAACGCCCCGCCAACCUUUGGUGGCACCGGCGGAAACACGAGCCGGAACCGCAGUAACAAGUACGAGCGCUUCGACGACGAGAUCAUGUAUCCGCUCGAGACAAUUGUUGCCGUUGAGGGCGCCGACGAGCACGGGUCUGAUGCGGGUCAUCGCGGCGACAGUCAGGGCGACAGUGGCUCCGAGACAGCCAUCGUGCCGGGAAACCCUGCUAUCGUGCAAACCAAGACGACAACCGUCUCAUACGAGUCUCGGCACUGA